Molecule: messenger RNA, 1752 nt
Organism: Durusdinium trenchii
Lineage: Eukaryota; Dinophyceae; Suessiales; Symbiodiniaceae
Source: the annotation of a GenBank genome assembly
AGCUGUUUGCUGUUCCACUGCGCGCCAACAUGCUGUGUAUGCAAAAAAAGCAUAUGAGCUGAGCAUCGCCAAUGACACCAAUCAUUCGUCGAUGUCGUGCACGGACGCCUGUUGCAUUGACACCCAUCCUGGUCUUGUGCCUUUGCUUGCUAUGGCACACAAUUCAGACCUGGUUUGGUGAUGGUUCCAAUUUCUCUUUGAUGGCGCCCAAGUCCUAUCGUGGCAUUGUUGCCACUCCUUCACAUCACCAUAGGAUUACCUUGAACAUGUUUCUUCAUGAUGUUGCCAUUAUCAUGCUUUUUUGCAGCUGUUGGCUACGCAGCGGCGUAUUCUCAACAAAGAUGGCUUUGUGUGCCACAUGCUGUAGAAGAAAUUGCACCUGGCCCACCCAGCCCGCAGAAUGGGGCUUUGUUAGCAGCUGGGCUCUAUGGGGCGAAUAUCGCCUACAAUGUGAUCAACAAGCGCGUGCUGCUGGCCCAUCCACAUCCUUGUUUGGUCACCGGCAUCAAUUUGCUCUCUUCAUCACUUUGCUGCAUAGCGUGCUGGAUGUUUGGUGUUAUGCGUUUUCCUCGCACAUUGAAUUGGUCUUUCUACUUGAAGUUGAUGGGGUUGGCAGUGCUACAUUGGAGCGGCAUGCUGUUCUCCAACAUCUCAGUAUCUGAAGUGCACAUCUCUUUCACUCACACCGUCAAGGCCGCCGAACCCUUUUUCACUGCGGUUUUCACUGCGGUGCUCAUUGGGAACAAGCCCACCAUCCGCGCUUGGAUGAGCUUGUUGGUGGUCAUUGCGGGCAUUGUGGUCGCUUCCACUGCUGAGAUCUCGUUUACUUGGCGUGGCUUUUGGGCGGCCAUGAUGCCCAACGUGGUGGUGGCAUUGAGGACUGUUCUCACGAAGAUGGCCAUGGACCGACACGUUCUUGAACCCUUGAAUUUCCAAGCUCUUCUGCAGUGUGCGGCAUUCAUCGUUUCAAUCCCCGUAGCCCUGCUCUUCAAUUUGCAUGCGGUGCGAGAAAUCGCACAGGACACAGCGGCUUUGCCUUCAAUACUCCUGAUAGGACCACUGGUUUGGACCUUCAACGUUGCAUCGAUUGUGAUUCUCGUUCACACCACUACGGUUGUGCACUCAAUGAUCCGAUCAAUGCGGAGACCUCUACUGGUUCUGGCGUCCAUCAUCACGUUUGGAACUAGCAUCACUCAUUUGAACGCGCUCGGGAUCAUGUUCACGCUCUUCGGCGCCUUCUGGUAUCGCUAUGAAAAUGAGAUGGUGAGAAAUGGUCAAUCUGGAUCACUCUCCAAGAUCCCCCCGACAAACCUCAGACAAGCUGAGGCAAAAUGCAAUCCCAUAAGGCCAUGAGGCAAUCGACUUCAGGUCCACCAGGAUGCCAUGCUUCACCCAAUGUGUGAGACGACUUGCUUUUAGAGACAUUUUCAAUCCACCUAGGUCACUCAGUGACUUAGUACACACCUAGGUCUCAGUCUGCCUCAUCUGACUCUUUUCCCAACUUCUGUCAGAUGAAGUUCCAUGAAUUUUUUGUGAAAUCUUGCAAUGCGUUUGCAAAAUGGUGCUGGAACAGCACAAACCCAAAACGAACAGCACAGCGCUGCAGUUUCACAGCCUCUUUGAGGCAACGAGGCCUCAGCGGUGAACUCUCGACCCAUAGAGCUGCCAAUUGGAGCUUGACGGAGUGGUUCCAUGUUCGGUAAGCCUAGCAUGUACUUGGCUUUGACCAUUCAAAGAUCAAAAUAAUUUUAU